CACCAUCAGUCAUUACAUAUCAUUCAUUUAGAUUAUGCUUUUGUGCACAUAAACUUGUCGGAAGUAAUACAUUUCCUUCCUGGCACUUCUCUUAAAUCAGUAAAACUAAAUUUCCUGUAACACUUUCCAGGUCUCGACAGUUCUACACAAGCACAUCUCCAUUAGUUCAGUAGAAGGGGCAUAACAAGCACCUCUGGUGUGGUCUACAAAGCGGACGUUUUCAUUAAUUAAAUUAUUAUUGCAAGUCUAAUAGAUGCUAGAAAUCAAACAAAAAUGUGAAUAGAAUAAAAAAUUGUCUGGAGUUCAAUAUGGAGUGGGAGGUGGUGUUUAAAUUGUUUUUUUUUUUUACUUGCGCAUUUAUAAUUGGGGUAUGAUCUGCCAUUGUUGCACAAGACCUGGCAACCCUGAAGCAGAUUCUCGUCUGAUCAGUUUUCAUAAACCGGUCUCGGGGACCAAAACAAUAUCACUAAUCCUCGUGUUGUAAACCUUUCUUGCUAUUUUACAUUUUUACUUUCAGGAAGCCAUCGAUGUUGCUUAUAGGUUGCUCCUGAGAUCACGAACAUGGGAUCGUGGAUUUAUUGUAUCUUGUUGUUUGUGUUCGGAUGUUCGGUUGGAGAAUGUAAGCUUAUAUUUGUCACAAUGUUAUAUCGCCAUGGUGACCGUUCUCCAGUUAAAGCCUAUCCAACAGACCCGUACCAGGAGAGUGCAUGGCCACAGGGAUUUGGACAGCUUUCUCAGGAAGGUAUGGAGCAGCACUUUGAGCUGGGCCAGUUUCUAAGAAAGCGCUACACAGGUUUCUUGAGCAAAGACUAUACUCGUUUUGAGAUUGCUGUACGAAGCACAGAUUAUGAUCGCACUUUAAUGAGUGCUGCCUCAAAUCUUGCUGGACUUUACCCACCCAAUGGCUCUCAAGUGUUUCAUCCUGGUUUGAACUGGCAGCCUAUACCAAUACACACAGUCCCCAAGGAUGAGGAGAUGCUGCUGUCAUUUCCAAUAGCAAACUGCCAACGCUACCAAUUGCUCAUGAAUGAGACAGAAAGAACAGAGAUCUUCCUCAAUAUCACCAAGACUUACAAAGAUUUCAUGGAAAUGGUGCAAAAUAAAACGGGGCUGACUUCUGUUUCCAUUGAGAGAGUGUGGAGUGUCUAUGACACACUUUUCUGCGAGAUGAAGCAUGGCCUAACCCCGCCAGCCUGGGUGACUCCAGAUGUGAUGAAGACACUGAAGCUGCUGAAGAACUUCGGGUUCCAGACAUUGUUUGGUGUCUAUAAAAGAGAGGAGAAAUGCCGGCUACAGGGAGGUGUCUUGCUGGAUCAGAUUAUUAAGAACCUAUCAGCUGCUGCCACUUCAACCUCAAAUCAGCAGCUGAAAAUGAUAAUGUAUUCUGCGCAUGACACAACCAUUGUAGCAUUGCAGGAGGCGCUUAAUGUGUAUAAUGGAUUGCAACCACCGUAUGCUUCCUGCCACAUAUUUGAACUGCACCAGGACAACAAUGGUUCAUUUUCUGUGGCAAUGCUUUAUCGUAAUGAUAGCUCUGUGGCUGAGCCUUAUUAUUUAACUUUACCUGGCUGUGCCCAGCAGUGUCCCCUGCAGGACUUCAUCAGACUCACACAUUCAGUCAUUCCAACAGAUUGGCACAAGGAGUGCCAGAUCAACUCAUCUGCAAAUGAUAAAGAUGUGGUUAUUGGGCUGGUUGUCUGUGGCCUCGUUCUUCUGCUCCUUCUUGUUGUUUUGUUUGUUGUGUUGUGCCGUCAAGGUGAGCCAGCCAUUGGUUACAGCCAUGUUAUCAACCAGAGUGAUGAUCACUCCUGACAGUCAUACCAGCUUCUGUGAAACAGAGUCAUCAUAUAGUGAUGGACUAUGAAUGAUCAUUCAAACUCACUUAACUCAGCAGGUGUCAGCUACACAGCAACCUGAGCUGCUUCUUCUUCUUCUUUCGGCUUCUCCCAUUAGGGGUCAGACAGAGAAUCAUUAAUUCGUGAUCCGCAUGUUUGAUUUGGCACAUGUUUUUACGCUGGAUGCCCUUCCUAACGCAACCCUCCUCAUUUAUCUGGGCUUGGGACCGGCACUAAGAGUGCACUGGCUUGUGCAACCCUAAUGGCUGGGUUCUAGCAACCUGAGCUAUCAUGGAUCAUUUUUAGUCUUUAUAUUUUUAAUAAGAAAAUUGCAAUUUUUCCUCUUUUUGCAUUUUUUUUUUUUUUUUUUAAGAAAGGCAGCCCCCCAACCAAAUAUUUUCCUGUAUAUAAUCAAAUUCCACAUUUCAACCUUUCCUCUGUCUUAUGCUUCCAUGAAACUGAAACUGAACAUGAAGCUGUUGCUCCUGUGAUUCUUGGGAACAUUGUACACACGUGGAGAAAAAAUGCUAUUGGCCCCCUUGUGCUCACAUGAGCCCCAGACUUGUGUGGCUGUGAUUGACUAGGAGAAAGUUUGCCACCCCACACUACCUGAGAGCCAGCACAGGCUGUGGCAUUCUUGGGAUUCAAAAUUACAAUAGAGAGCAUUCUUUGAGUAUAAUCAUUUGUUUACACAUCUGAAAAGACAAAAUGAAAUGUGUAACUGUUUUUCUUUUUUCACAGUGAUCUUGUGACCUGCUAAAAUAUGUGUAUGCUAAUGUGUCUCUAUGUCUUUCUUCAGAUCUGUUUUUUUUAUCUGUUUUUUUUUUUAGAUUUUCUACUUCAGUCAAUGCUUAUGUUGUGUUUAUUCCUUGUUUAUAUACUUACCCACUGGUAAGUAUAUAAACAAGGAAUAAACCCAACAUAAGCUUUCAUUUUUAUUUAAAACUCCUGCUGAUUAAUGCAAUUAAGUAAUCAUCGAAUCAGACAUUCUUUACAGCUGUGAUGUGCAUAAAAGCCAAAUGGUUUGCAACAUUGUCAAUUAAGAAAGUACAUGAAGAUACAAUGGGCCCAAUUCCACCAAAACUUGAUAGAAACUUAAUUAAGGUCAAGUGAAACUUUGUUUGUAGUUUUUCGGUUCACAUCUUUUCUUUUAUUUUGUCUUACACUAGUAUGGAUGCAAGAAGAUUAAACACUUCAAUGAUUUUAUUAUGGUAUGACUGUUCACCCAUCUCUAUAGUCAUACAUAGUGAUGGCAGAUAUGCAAGUUUGAUGUGUAAACCAAAUGUAAUUGUCAAAAGUAAAAAAUCUGUCCAAAUUAAUUGUCAUGUGAGUUUCAUAACAGAAAGAUGUUACAGAUGUUUCUUCAUUAAUCAGUAUUUUCUGUUACGGCAUUUAGGAGAUAUUUUGUUAGAUUUUGCAUAUCAAAUCAAAAAUGAUAUACCCUUUUUGAAGUUCACCAUUAUUGUAAUUAAAAAAUCUAGCUGAUUUUAAUUGUAUAUAAAUUUGACUGGCUAACUGUCAUUGUUUUUACUGUAUAUGAAUAUUAGGUCAGUUGGAUAUUAAAACAACAUUCCAGAUUUGUAACUGCCUGUAGAGCUUGUAAUUGUUAUGUUCACUUUGAUUUUCCAAGGACUUUUUUUUUGUUUUAAGUGCCACUUUGCCUUUGCAAAUUAAAAAUUAAAAUUUUCAAAUGACUGUAAAAUUGCACUUUUCCACAAAAAUUUGAAAGUAUCAGCAUUUUUAAUGAAAAUAGUUUAACAUUUCAUUAGAGUAGGAACAAAAUGCUUCAUGUAAAAGUGUAGAUAUAAAGAUAUAGCUGUACUUUAUUUACAUUUAAGGCAUUUGUAAAAUGCCUUAAUUCAUUUUAAACAUUGAAACCAUGUACAUACAACGAACACAAAUACUGACCAUUCAAUUUACUUGGCUCACCUGUACACCUCUAUUUAUGCAUUUAUCCAAUAAGCCAAUCAUUGUGCAUCGGCACAUUGCAGAAAAAUCAAUAAAUGUGUUUGAUCAUCCAUGCCACAAAUAAAGUCACGAAGAUCACAA
Molecule: messenger RNA, 3884 nt
Organism: Silurus meridionalis
Lineage: Eukaryota; Metazoa; Chordata; Actinopteri; Siluriformes; Siluridae
Gene: acp2
Product: acid phosphatase 2, lysosomal
Exons: 11
Coding region: 562-1812 (416 amino acids)
Biological process (GO): lysosome organization; dephosphorylation
Cellular component (GO): lysosome
Molecular function (GO): acid phosphatase activity
Source: RefSeq, a predicted model, not a curated record